Messenger RNA from Monomorium pharaonis (pharaoh ant), 2027 nucleotides. It is a transcript of the gene Art1, whose product is annotated as protein arginine N-methyltransferase 1. The transcript has 2 exons. Lineage: Eukaryota; Metazoa; Arthropoda; Insecta; Hymenoptera; Formicidae. Gene Ontology annotation, cellular component: nucleus. Gene Ontology annotation, molecular function: protein-arginine N-methyltransferase activity. The record is from RefSeq and is a predicted model, not a curated record. Gene Ontology annotation, biological process: peptidyl-arginine methylation. The coding region runs from base 156 to 1436 and encodes 426 amino acids.
GAUACCCAAGGGCGCGAGCAUGUUCGAGGAUAGACCCACGCUUCCGUAAUACUUUUUUUCGUGGGAAUUCAGCGCGAAGGACGUGGACGUCGGGCAGCCUAGUGGAUUGGCGCGAUUGUCGAGACUCAUUCAGGAAACUCGUAGUUCUUCAGUGGAUGUUCUAUAUAGAACGGCGGAAACGCUAUAGCGGAAUAACGCGUGUAGUAGCAGGAUAUCGACUGGCAUUCGAUUCCGCAAAGGACGCCAUUUGUGUUUUUGGCGGGCACGUGGAUUUUAUCGCCGGCGUGAGAGUAAGAGUCCCGUGUUCGAACGUGGAAUCCUCGCUGGUCGCACUUAUGAACGGAAUUACGUCAAAAAUGGAAUCUAUGGACAUAGCGGCAGAGCCUACUACCGUGAAUAAGAAUUCCAGCAGCGUAUCACCAUCCUGCAGAGAAUCCGUGUCUGUCGACGAUAUGACUUCGAGGGACUACUACUUCGAUUCCUAUGCUCAUUAUGGAAUACACGAAGAGAUGCUGAAGGAUGAAGUACGCACUGUGACCUAUCGAAACUCGAUGUAUCACAAUAAACAUCUCUUCAAAGGGAAGACUGUUCUUGAUAUCGGUUGCGGUACCGGUAUUCUCUCCAUGUUUGCAGCUAAGGCUGGCGCGGCCAAGGUCAUCGGCAUCGAAUGCUCUAAUAUUGUCGAAUACGCGGAGAAGAUCGUGGAAGCGAAUAACCUGUCUAAUAUUAUAACAAUACUUAAAGGCAAAGUCGAAGAGGUCUCAUUACCCGACGGAAUAGAAAAAGUUGACAUAAUAAUAUCCGAAUGGAUGGGUUAUUGCCUGUUUUACGAAUCGAUGUUGGACACGGUGCUUUUUGCCAGAGACAAGUGGCUACGUGAAGACGGUAUGCUCUUCCCUGAUAAAGCGACCCUAUUCAUCUGUGGAAUCGAGGACAGACAAUAUAAGGAUGAAAAGAUUAACUGGUGGGAUGACGUGUAUGGAUUUGACAUGAGUAGCAUAAGAAAGGUGGCCAUUAGCGAGCCGCUGGUAGACGUCGUUGAUCCGAAGCAGGUCGUUACAAACGCAUGCCUAAUUAAAGAGGUUGACCUUUACACAGUAACAAAGGCUGAUCUCGAAUUCUCGUCGCCGUUCACCCUUCAAGUACGCAGAAAUGACUAUGUCCAAGCCCUAGUUACGUUUUUUAACAUCGAAUUCACCAAGUGCCACAAACGCAUUGGCUUCAGCACUGCACCAGAAGUGCCAUACACGCAUUGGAAGCAAACAGUCUUUUAUUUUGACGAGUACAUGACCGUAAAGAAGGGGGAGGAGAUAUACGGCGUGUUCUCGAUGAGGCCCAAUGCAAGGAAUUACAGAGAUCUGGAUUUCAGCAUCGAGCUAGACUUCAAAGGAGAGCUGUGCCAAGUACACGAAACUAACAACUAUCGUAUGCGCUGAUACAUAGUGGAUUGCGCACCACCUUCCACUCUUCUCGUAAUUCAUAAAAAGUCAUUUAUAAUCCAGCCUGAAGUCCUACAUUAUGGAACUAUAAACGAUCGCGUUUAGACAGCAUGUAUUAUCAAACGGUAUACAUAUAAUCUGCCAAGUCUCGGCAGAUCUUUAAUUUUAAAAAGCAUGAAAUGCUUUCCAAUUAGACGUUUAAUAUAAUGACUUUUAUAGACAUUAUUUUCUGUAAACGUGCAAAUAUCUGGAUAACAAAUUAAAUUAUAUUUAUAACAUCAAAUUCAAAUAAGUGACACACAAACAUUGUAAUAAAAAAAAAACAACACGAAUUUUCGCGCACAACUGAAAACAAAUUUAAAUCCACAAAUGUAAAAAAAGGUAGAAAGUCUUCGAAUGUUAAACAUGAAUGCUUUAGUGAUAUCUCAUUGUAAUAUUAAAAGAAAUUGUAAUUAAUAUUUCCGAUGUAUAAUGAAAUAUAUAAUUGUGCGCUAAAAUUCUCCAUUGUUUUUCUUUUAUAUUAUUGGACUUCGUUUUAGUGUAAUCUUAUAAAGAAAUGUGGAACACUGAAAAAGAUUGGAAUUUUAA